Paralichthys olivaceus (Japanese flounder) is the source of this 5258-nucleotide messenger RNA. The record is from RefSeq and is a predicted model, not a curated record. Lineage: Eukaryota; Metazoa; Chordata; Actinopteri; Pleuronectiformes; Paralichthyidae.
AGGAGGCAAACAGAAGCUAUGGAGGAGACGAAGACACUGAGAGGGACAACACUAAUAACACUUUCAUGAGGAGAAGCUACAGAGACACGAACGUAAUCUCCAUCGUGUUGUGUGUCUGUGUGGAGGGGGGGGUGCCCUUGUUGGACCCUGGGUGGUCCGCGGACCCGUGUUUGGGAACCACCGCCCCUGGGAAGCAGCGCGUUUUUAGGGGAGAACGCGCCCACGUGACUGAGGAGAAACAUCAGCCAGCGACUCCGCAGCUGCGCGUGUGACGGAGAACACGGCACCGGGCGGAGGAGAAGAGGAAGAAGAGGAAGAAGAGGAAGAAGAAGGAGAGGAAGAGAAGGAGAGGAAGAGAAGGAGACGCUCGACGAGGGAACACUCAGCCUCCGCAGACUCCGCCACCCGACGCGCCUGGCCGCCUCACCCGCGCCAUGGACGGUUACGCCCGGACCGAGGACGAGCUGUUCUCCGCCUGCCUCCUCAACCUCACCUGGGAGAGCUGCUACGAGCAGUGCGCUGCUUUGGUUGGUGAAGACCAGCCCCUCUGCCCAGACCUCCCUGAACUCGACCUCUCAGAGCUGGAUGUCAGUGACUUAGACGCAGACAGCUUCCUGGGUGGCCUCAAAUGGUACAGCGACCAAUCAGAGAUCAUUUCCACUCAGUAUGGCAAUGAGGCAUCCAAUCUUUUUGAGAAGAUAGAUGAAGAAAAUGAGGCCAACUUGCUGGCAGUGCUUACAGAGACCCUGGACAGCAUCCCGGUGGAUGAGGACGGAUUGCCUUCGUUUGAGGCCCUGGCAGAUGGGGACGUGACCAAUGCCAGUGACCGGAGCUGUCCCUCCUCCCCCGACGGCUCGCCGCGCACCCCAGAGCCUGAGGAGCCUUCCCUGCUGAAGAAGCUCCUUCUGGCGCCUGCAAACUCCCAGCUCAGCUAUAAUCAAUACACAGGUGGCAAGGCACAGAACCAUGCAGCCAGCAGCAACCACCGGAUCAGACCACCACCUGCCGUCGUCAAGACGGAGAGCCCCUGGAAUGGCAAAGCGAGAGGGGGCUCCAGCACACAGAACCGCGCGGUGAGGCGGCCUUGCACUGAGCUGCUGAAAUACCUUACGGCCACCGAUGACAUCCUGCUCCACACCAAAGCCAGUGAAGCCAAGAGCACCUGGGGUGGUGCCAGUGGCAGAGACAAGAGUGGCCUGGGUCUUGGCGCCUCUUCCUCCUCCUCUUCGCCGUCCUCAUCAUCCACCUCCUCGUUCUCCUCCCUGUCCUCCACCUCUUCGUCUUCCUCCACCGCCUCCAAGAAGAAGUCAGCUGUGCCAUCUCAACAGCAGCAGCAGCAGCAGCAGCAGCAGCAGCAGCAGCAGCCGCAGCAGCAUCACCAGCGAGGUGAGAGCCGGGCUGCAGGCGAGUGUAGUGUGGCUGGUGUUGGGGCUGGGAAGUGGCAGCGUUGCACUCACGAUGGCGGUGUUGAGGAGUCGGAGGGUGCCUCUAUCCCUGUCGGCCACAGAACCUCCACCUGCGGCCAUGCCUGCCCCAAACUGGAGCACGGGCCGCCCAGUGAAGAAGGAAGGCUGCCAGGCGAUGCGGACCGCCUGGCCGCCGCUAGGUUUAUUAGGUAUAUGCAUUCUUAUUCCCUCCCUCCAAGAGAGGUGAGUCACAGCUGUGAGCAUUGCCGAGAGGCUGCGGGCGCCACUCAGGCUAGUGAGGGCUUUGGCAGGCAAGGCCGUAGCAAGAGAAGUGGUACCAGCCGUGCACCUCAUAGGCACAUCACAGUGACUAUUAAGAAAAGAGAUGGGAAGCUGGGGCACCCCUUACUUAGCCAGCUGCUCACCUCCAAACAGAGGCCUGCUCGGUAUCUGGCCCACCUUGUCCCACCUAAGAUCACCCCUUUACCCAGCACUCAGGGCAAAUUAGCAGGUAAGAGGUCUGAGAGUACAUCCCAGGCAGUUUCAAAGGUGAAGGAGGAGGAGUUCAGAGUUACCAGUGAUUUUAAAAACUGGGGAGUAAGUCAAGCUGAAGAGCCUGACUCAGGGCCUCUGUUGUCACCUCUUGCCUUAGACCUAGAGAGCUGGGUUAGCCAACAAGAUCCAGGGCUAGACAUUGGCUUUGGACUAGAACUGGGCUGGCCAAUCCAGGGGGGCUGUGGGGAGGAUGUUGACCAUAAUGAUGAUGAUGAUGAUGGUGUUGAUGAUGAUGACCAUGUCACGGGAAGCCCUGCAGCGGUGCUCUCACAGGGGCCACCAAGCCCACUCUUCCCAGAAACUAUAAAUGCAGAGCCCACCCUUUCCUGCAUCAUACAAGGGCAAGGGCACCCACACAGACAGGCGCUCAGCAAGCACCCCGACGACCAGGGCCACCCGUUGUUAGCCAAACCAACCACCUUGCCACUUCCUUUGACCCCAGAGUCUCCAAAUGACCACAAGGGAUCACCGUUUGAGAACAAAACCAUUGAAUGCACAUUAAGUGUGGAGAUUGCUGGAACCCCAGGUCUGACACCACCUACCACGCCCCCACACAAAGCCAGUCAAGAGAAUCCUUUCAAAGCAUCGCUCAAAACCAAGUUGUCUUCAUGUUCCUCCUCGGCCCUGGCAUGCAAAAGAGCCAGGUUGACCGAGUUGGGCCCCAGCACUCUGGCCCCGGCCCCAGGUGCCUCAGGCGGGGGCCCCAACAGGAAGGGUCCCGAACAGACUGAGCUUUAUGCCCAGCUGAGCAAAGCGUCCACCGCCCUCCCUUACUCUGCCACCAAACGCACGGCAGUGGGCUGUCUCGGGGAGCAUUGCAGCACUAGCAACAAUAAGCGGGCGGCGCCCCGUAGCUACAGUGACCAUGACUAUUGCCAAGCGUCAGCUAGCACUAAGAAGGACGGCGGCACAGCCACUGUUACCAUGACUACAGCAGCGGAAAUAACAGUCACCUCAGGUGCCGCUGCUGCUCCCAUGCCUACCACAGGCAAAGUGGAGGACAGGCAUGUCGAAUGUAAGGACUCAGCCAUGCCACCAUCCUCUUCAUCAUCUUCAUCCUCUUGCUCUCCAUCAUCAGCUUCAUCUGGUCCUUUGGCUGAGCAGCAGAAUGUUGCCUCUGUGGAUGGAAGAGCAGUACGGGUCCAGGGGAAGCAGACCCUUACACAAACCACCCAGAGCCCCUCACAAGAGGUCGCAACUGACAGGGACCAACCACACCCUUCUGCCACCAGCCGGAAGCUCUUAUGCGACCAAGAAAUUAGAGCAGAACUCAACAAGCACUUUGGCCCCCCCUUACAAGCCGUCUGUAGUCCGGGUGGUCAGGCAAAAGAACCAGGCAGCAAAUCAAACAAGGCUGCAUCCCUUCAGGAGGGAGUGGAUGACAGUUACUCCCAGAGGCAGCCUGGCCCCAGCUUCCUGCAUCCAGGGUUCCUGCCCUUCCACGAUGAGCUUGAACUGGGUGAGGGCCGCGAGAAUCGUUUCCUCUAUCCAUGGGAGGGCACCCCUCUGGACCUACUCUUUGACUGCCCCCCCUGCUCUCCCUCCUGUUCCCCACCAUCCAGCUGCUCCCCCUCGCGAGGCUCCGUCUCCCCACCCUCCUCUCUCCUCCUCUCGCCCGGCAGGCCUUUCUGCUGGACCAGCGCCCGCACCCGCACCCGCUCCCGUUCCCACUCUGGCUCCCGCAGCUCCUCCUCACACUACCGAGGGCGCUCCCUCUCCAGCUCACCUGACAGACGUCCCUCCUCUUGGUCUCGUCAGAACACAGAUUCAAGCACCUUCCGCUCCAGGACUCACAAGAGCCCCCACCCUCCGUCUCGAUCUCCCCUCAGCCGCAGGCCAAGGUAUGACAGCUACGAGGAGUACCAGCACGAGAGGCUGAAGAGGGAGGAGUAUCGCCGGGACUACGAGAAGCGGGAGUUCGAAAGAGCCGAGCAGAGAGAGAGGCAGAGGCAGAAAGCAAUAGAGGAGAGACGGGUGGUGUACGUGGGGCGACUGAGGUCCAACUGCACCCGGACAGAGUUGAAGCGCCGCUUUGAAGUCUUUGGCGAAAUUGAAGAAUGUGCCGUGAACUUGAGGGACGAUGGGGACAAUUUUGGCUUCAUCACGUACCGCUACACUUGUGACGCCUUCGCCGCCCUUGAGAACGGACACACCUUACGCAGGUCAAACGAGCCCCAGUUCGAGCUGUGCUUUGGCGGACAAAAGCAGUUCAGCAAAUCACAUUACACGGACUUGGACUCCCACUCGGACGACUUUGAUCCAGCCUCCACGAAAAGCAAGUACGACUCCAUGGAUUUUGACAGCUUGCUGAGGGAGGCGCAGCGCAGCCUGAGAAGGUAACCAGUGCAGUGGCACCUGAGAGGGACGUCUUAUACCUCACUCUUGUUUCUCGCUCCUUUGAAGACGAGACUACCAGAAGUUUUACACUCUAUGUCAUAGAGUAUAUAAGAGUUAAGUCUAUAGACCUAUAUCAAUAUAAAUGAAUAUAUCAAAAAUAAAGUUUACAUGAACAUAGCUGCUGAAGAGCGGGGUGGGGGAGAGACAUUGCAUUGUGGGAAAGCCAGUGAUCCCUCAGAACCCGGUGCACUUGUUCUGUGCACUCUACUGCUGUACAACCAUCAGUGAAAGAAGAAGAAGAAGCUACUUUUAUCUCCAAGUACUACAAUGCCCACAAUUCUUUGGGGGUGAAAACAUGCAGCUUGUUCAGCCAGAUUUGUUUUUCUUCCUUUUUAUUUUAUUUUGCUGUUGAUUUUUUUCUUUCUUCUAAAUCUGGUGUUUGGAUCUGGUGUUACAUUACAAACAAAGAGUAAAGGGAAUUGUGUCUUGGAGGUGAGAUUCUCAAGAUAACAUUGUUGUCUACAUUUUAAGGAGAAAUGUAGCUGUGUAUUUACAAAUGCUCUAAAAAGGAAUAUUUUUAUUUUAUGUACAUAUGGGAUAAAGUUCUUUAUUUGUUACAGCUAUGCACUGUAAAACGCAGCCUUUUUUAAAGAUGAGGAGAACAUUUCUUAAUUCAGAAUGUCGAUCUGUAGUAAUUACAAUACUGUAAAACAUAUUGUACACCUACAUGACGUUUAGAAGACAUGACAUGAUUGUAAAAAAAAAAAAGAAAGAACCAGAUGUGUCCAGUUGCUCAUUUUGAGGGAGCAUGUGAACAAACGUCUUUUUUUAUGUUAUUUUGUUGGGCAAAAACAGUCAACCAUGUAUAGUUUUCUCUGUUUAUAAAGUUUCUCAAUCAGUGUUUUUGCUUAUACAACCAGUGUAAAAUGCAUUUUUAACGUGUUUUUCAUGAUUGUAAAA